This is a messenger RNA of Bolinopsis microptera, 4125 nucleotides long. RefSeq lists its product as uncharacterized. Gene Ontology annotation, molecular function: histone binding. Gene Ontology annotation, cellular component: nucleus. NCBI's taxonomy places the organism in Eukaryota, Metazoa, Ctenophora, Tentaculata, Lobata, Bolinopsidae. The transcript has 37 exons. The coding region runs from base 11 to 1228 and encodes 405 amino acids. The record is from RefSeq and is a predicted model, not a curated record. Gene Ontology annotation, biological process: positive regulation of transcription by RNA polymerase II; DNA damage checkpoint signaling.
AGCCCAGAAUAUGUUAUCGACAGAAAGGCUUCCUCAAGCAGUUGUUACUAUAAAGGAUUCCUGUGGCAGACAGAUUAACUCUAGCUCAUUCUCAUUUAAUACUAAAAAUGUUGAGCAACAAAUUAAGAAACUCUACAAGUUAACGUUGGAGAAUGCCAAGAUGAUACUACUGAAAAACGAGAGUCAGGUAUCAUUUGAUAUUUUCGACCUGAAACAGACAAAGAGUUCCACCCCUCUUAUUCCUGAUCGACCUAGUAAUGGAUCUGACGAACUCUUCUCGUCUGAUUUAAGUCGUCCAGAUAUGGGAAGUCUAGAACUGCAGAGCCAUGGUCAGGCUACAGACGACAUGGACACCCAACCUCCCCUUCUAUACAUGGACUCAAGGCUAGCAGACCAGGCUAUACAUCAUGUAUUGGAGGAGGUUUCUGAGGACGAUGAUGAACCGAGUCAGCAAUGUUCUGCAAGCUCCUGCGGCACGAUAUUAAACUCAUUGGGAAUUGACCAUGGACGGAAUGAGAAAGCAUUUGGCGGAAUCUUGCAAUGUACCCCUACGGAGCCAAUCGACCCUAGCCCUGAGAUGUUUAGAGAUCUAAAGUUCGUGUUGACAUGCGAAGUAGAGAGAUCACAUGACAGCUUGGUGGGGUUUCGUAAGGAGCAUUACACCAAGCGCCUUGUAGCAGGAGGAGGUAUAGUUUAUGAUGAGAUACCAAGGGAUGUGAAGAACACGAUUCUCAUAUCCAACGAGCACUGCCAAACAUCCAAAUACUUCCAUGCUCUGUUGUUAGGUAUUCCGUGCGUAUCUCACGAGUGGAUAGAAGACUGUGUGAACAACAACCGAACAUACGAGGAGUGCAGAAUUAAUAGGAUUCAGAGAACACUUUACCUUCACCGAGGUAGAGAUCUGGUAACAGAAAAGGUAGUCCGCCAGGAUAAAGACAUAAAAGAGCCUCUAAAACCAUUUAAAAGGCAGAUAGUUUACCUACAAGGUUCUAAGAAGUUUAAAGAAUCCUGGACUGAACUGGUUGAGACUGGGGGUGGGGAGGCUAUCAAGGCAUGGUUCAGAAAUACCAGCGAGUUAUCUCUACCUACCAUAGUCGCCUCUGACUGUACCUCCAGACCUUCGAAGACAACUGUAAACUUUAACGUGCCUAUUGUUAAUCAAGAUUGGCUAAAGCAAUGUGUAAUUCUUGGAAAGCUUGCUAACAUUGAUCCCUUCAAGCAAAACUAACAGGUUAAUUUGCAAUUUUGGUGGUGUACUUUAUGUUCUAUAAUGAAUGAUUGAUUUCACUUUAUUUGCUAAAUUUUAUUUCAAUACCUUUAGCUGCUGCGAUUCUACACAAAGUUUAUAAAAAAGAGCCGGAGCGAUGAUCGCCACUUUAAUUGAUAAAUGUCACUCUCUUUGUUGCAUAGCUGCUAGCUGUUUUUAACCGCGUAAUUUUUAAGAAUCUAUGAAUGUUUCGUCUCACGGAAAGGCUACUAUCUAUAUUUUAUUUGCACAUGAAUGAUGGCCAAGAUUUUUAAGCUGUAUUUUAUUUAAUUAAUGUUAUUACAACCAAAAACUGAACUCUUUCACUGUUAAAUUUGUACAAUUUCAGACCGAUUUUAUUACUUUUCACAACAAAUUUAUUUUUCAAAAUGAAAUCAGCUGUCUUCUUUCUGUUUGAGUGCUGAUAUAAAUUGAUCGAAUGUACCAUUAUUUUGCAAUUCACAGCGACGAUCUUAGAUCUUCAUUGUUAAGCCCCAAGCCGCGCUCAAAUUGCGGCCUUGUCACACAGAUUUUAUGUCACUUACCGCACGCGCGGAAGUUAGUCCAUUGAACAAAGUUCAAGACGCUCAACACUGCGGGACAAAAUUUUCGACGCAAUUUCCAACGCGUGAUGGGUAACGCACUUCGGUUUGAAGUCUUAAACUCACUUUUUCUACAUUAUAAUCUUACACUCUUCAGUUUCGUGAGUCUUUAUAACUCUUCGCUUUCACAGUUAAAGUGUCUGCUACACUGCUCCAGAUUUUCACAAACAUGAGCUGUCUGAAUAAUAACACAAGUCAUAGGAAUUGUGGACAGUACAGUGAACAGAUUGGUCUCAAUGUCCAAGCCGAAACGGAGAGAACUGAAGAUGGGACGCUCUGAAUCCAUUAUGAAGUAAACAUUGAAAGACAUCUACCUCUAUGGCGUUAUUAAAGCAGAUUUCCAAUCUCGAAACAGAACAUUCUCGUAGCCUUAAGAAGGGUUAGACGGAGAAGAACUCUUGAUUAAUCUGAAUCUUGGAAUUACCGCGACCAGCUCCUUCUAUCUUGUGUGACGAUUUAACUACAAUAUAAGAAACACCUGGUAGUGAAGCUCUAUUUUGAUGGAGUAACAUGAACAAUAGCUCCAAUAAUAUCACGGAGACUUCCCUCUCCUGAAUGCUAUAUGAUUGUAAAGAACCUCUCGACACUCAAAGCUGGUUACGAAGAUCCGAACUGUCUAGAAGCUUUUAUCUGCUACUUGAUCAUUGCAGCAGGCGGACGGUACGACGAUAUCUUUCAACCGAAGUACUCUUCCUUAACUCUAACAAGAGAUACACCGGCUUUCGACUACUAAUUUCGCAACUUGGAACUAGACUGAUAGCUGCUGUGAUAACACAACUCUCAGUUCACAACUUCGAGUGUUCAUAAAUAACCUGAACAGUUGAUGUGAUCACCAACUCCUCGACCUGUGCUCCAGCCACGAUUUGGAAUCACUUGGUGCUCCCACGCGAAGAUGUUUGAUACCAACGUUCCAGCCUUGGAUACCGAUCUAAGAUGUCGAACUUCAAAAUGGAAGGUACACGCCACACCUCUUCACAGAGUAGCUUGGUGCUGGCACACAGACAUAAAACUCUGCAACCCAUCACUAAUCAGGCCCAAUCCUCCUGCUGUCAGCUGAACGGACUGGUCCAACUCAGAAACCUGGACAUUGAAAAAUUGGAUUUCUUUUUCUACCUGCUACAGUGUUUGCAAAUCUCUUCUACACGAGGAGUAAAAGAACCUGGACAUUUAAAAAUUGGAUUUCAAUUUCUACCUGCUACAGUGUUUGCAAAUAUCUUCUACACGAGGAGUAAAGAACCUGGACAUUGAAAAAUUGGAUUUCUUUUUCUACUUGCUAUAGUGUUUGCAAAUCUCUUCUACACGAGGAGUAAACUACAACAAAAGCAUCUGCUCUGAUCCACGGAAUAGACAAUAAAACACAUCUUCUCGCUGACACCAGUAAUCUGGAACCUCCAAGUUAUUUGGACAACAGGUUCUUACCGAUAGUUCAAAGCCGAAGACUUCGAAGCCUAAUCAACAGGAUAUGGCGCAGUGUAAAAUAGAAACCUAAUCUGUCGAACAAAUGAUCACUUGUACGCACUAUUGAUAAGGUAAACGGCCGGAUUGAGAAACCUUGGAACCGCAUUAUUAUCCCAACUUGGUACUGAAGUUAUUUCCAGUCCAACAUGAACCGCACUGAUUAUCAGCCUCUAGGUCCUCGUCACUUCAAGAACCAAGAUAAACCCAAGAAGGAGGUGAGAUUUGACAUGUCGACGUAGUAUAGACACCUGUAGUGUGCCACUUGCGAUAGUUGCCGAAUUUAGGUGUUCUGAGUGCAAGUCUGAUUCGAACCAAGCUGAUCACUGGACUUCAGCUCUACUGUACUGCCUCACAAUGAUAACCCGAAAAGAAGCCUGCACAUAGUUCAGAGAAACACCGAUAUUUAUUUUCUUGUGGCCUAACGAUCAUUACCAAUACUGGCCUGGGACCCAAAAGUGUGGCAUUGAAAACCUGAUGUCGAUUCUUUGACUAGACUGUCGUGGUCUUCAGUACUACUUGAACACCAACAGAACGUCAAAGAACUGUACCUGUCCGGCACACUAAUAAGAACACCAACAGUACGUUAAAGAACUGUACCUAUCCGACAUUUCAGGAAGCACAAACAGCAAAAUAUUCAGCACUCAAGACAACUUAGACGACAAAUCAUCUUCUCUGACUGAUGUCCUUCUCUUUGAUAACAAGCACAAAGUGCUCUCAGAGAAACGUAGCUCAACUCUUAGAAGGACCAGGAUAACCGUAAAAAGAACGUUGAUGUAUGAAAUGCAUUAUGUUAUGUUUAAACGAAAAGAAUAGUUACAA